Messenger RNA from Salvelinus sp. IW2-2015, 3010 nucleotides. The record is from RefSeq and is a predicted model, not a curated record. Lineage: Eukaryota; Metazoa; Chordata; Actinopteri; Salmoniformes; Salmonidae.
AUGAUUGCUAUGAAGUUCAACUUUCACGAGGGCACACACAAGUGUGACCUUCACUUCGCCAUCAGUCCCAGCACUGCUAAGCUGACAAUCUCCGCUGACACCGACACUGRCCUUCUGAAGAUGAAGCAGACCYUGAACGCUGAUGCAGUCAUMRWCKGUCACAUCACAUUUGAMGCCCGSURUGAYGCAGAAGGCCCAGKSYUCAAGAACAGCCUUCUGGUGGRAUCUGGAAAUGCRYARUWMGGAMAUWUGAAYYUUGAACUGAAGGCAAACCAUGACACAGAGCUUGUUGGAGYUCUCAGUGGAAUCSUGUCKAACUCACUCAKCYUUYWYAUUKAUCCWAMUGAYGUUGUCUUUGACUUCCAGAACAAGGGAAACACCAAGCURKGCUUCAACGAGGCACUGYUGGCCAAGAUUGAUCUCCAGAAUGACUACUCUGCCARKAUCAAGCCUGAAYCUCAACAGAUCAACACUGUGGCUCUUGCCCGUUUCAACCAGUACAAAUCCUCCUACAACUUCACUAUUGACAACAACGAAAAGGAGGCUGGCAUCUUUGCUACCAUGAAUGGUGAGGCAAAUCUUGAAUUCCUGACAAACCCCAUCAGCAUCCCAGAGAUUGAUCUGCCCUUCAUUAACAUGCACAUUCCAGCCAUCAGCGAUCUGAACCUGUAUGAGCAUACUGGCUUGAAGAACAUCGUGACCACCACAGAGCAGUCUAUUGAUGUUGAUUCCAAGAUCCUGUACCAGAAGAGUCAGUUUUACUCUCUGGGCAACCUGAUCACCGAACUCUCCCUGAAGUCACCCAUCUUCAAUCUGAAUGCCAAUGCCGGACUUUACGCUGAGGACGACGUUGUGUUCCGUCUCGGAGCUACCACAGCCUCCGUAUUUGAAGCUCUUAAGGUCAAGCUUGAUGGCACCAGCAGCCUGACCACUAAAAGAGGACUUAAGCUGGCCACAUCCCUGUCUCUGGAGAACCCCCACAUUGAGGGAAACCAUGACAGCACAAUCAGCCUGAACACUGACAACCUGGAAGCUGCGGUGUCUGUGGCUACCAUUGCAAAGAUUGCUCUGCCCAUCUUGAACCUUGAAGCCAACCAGCAACUUGUUGCAGACACCAAGACCAAGCCAAAUGCUGCCUCUACAUUGAAGCUCAAAGGUGAUUUCAACCUUCCCCUUAUCAAAACAAUUGGCAAGGUAGAGGCUGACCACAGCCUGAAGCUAGAGGGAACCCUUGAGUACAUCUCCGUGGAGUCAUCCAUCAAGGGCAACAUUGAUGCCACAAUCCUGGAAUACAAUGCUGUUUUGGGAGCUCUGGACAAUGAAGCUAACAUCUACCUGAAUGCUGAUGGCCUACGCUCCACCUCAAAGGUCACUGCCAAUGCUAAACUCAGCAACGGUGASACAARUGUCCUGGAYAUGGAUGUGGARGAGAACCUGGCUGUUGAGGCAUCCGUGAGCCYUGUGUAUGCAGUGCUGAAAUURGRSASCAACAARYAYGCCAAUGUGAUUACCUUCAACACCAAGGGAAAGCAUGUAGCCCAGGCUACCAUUGACUUUGCACCAUUGACAUCACUGACUGCUGAUGUUGAGAUUGACAUGUCUCAGCCAAGCAACGUGGGUGACAUUUCCUUCUUUGAGAAGACUGCUGUCGAGCUGACAGGUACCAAGCAGAAAAUCUCUACCACCGCCAAGAUUGCCACUCCUGUGUACACCACAGAUAUGGCAGCUGAGUUGGAGGGUGAUUCCCCUGUCUUCAAAGCCACACUCAAGUCAUCUGCUACCUCUGCCAUUGUUCUCAUGGAUUAUGACGUGGAUGCUUCCAUCAAAGCAAAUGUUGAGAAUGAAGCCCUGGGCUUGACUGGCAAGAUGAUCCUGACCCAUGCUGACCUGACCAUGGACAUUCUGAAUGUGAUUACACACUCUAUGAGUGUCUCCCGCCACACCCUGAAUGUGGACAUCAUCAGCCCAACCUUCACUGAUGCGAACUUCCGCUACGCUGCCCGCAGAGAUGGCGUCAGGGCUUCCAUCUCUACUCCAUCCACUGGGUUAUUGGGUCUUGAAUUCCAGGGCAGGAAACCAUCUGAGCUGAGCGCUAGACUCUACAGCCGUUAUGCUUCUGCCCCAGAGGAUGAUGUUGACAUCUUGGUCAUCAGAGUUACUACCAAUGACGCCGGUAAUCUAAAACUACAGGUUGCCAACAACAAGGAGGCCCUCCACGACAUGCUCCUGGGCCUGAAGGAGAGACUCCCUGCCAUCACAUCCACCCUGGAGAACUUCGUAGACAGGUUCGAGAUCUACACGCUCAUCCUAACUUCAGGCGAACACAUUGACGAAGCCUUCAAUGCUGUCUGCCACCAUGUUCUCCAGCUGUCAAUCUUCUUCAGGGACACUGUUGCCCAGUAUAAUAAAACCAUCCAGGUCUUCCUGGAUGCUGCCAUUGAGUUCCUGAAGGAGACUCAGUUGAAGCUGCCUGGCUAUGAGGAGAUAACCGCCCUGCCUGUGCUGCUCCUCAAACAGCUGACCAGCGCCAUUGCCUCCAUUCUUGAGCAGGCCAUCCAGAUGAUCAUUGACAACAUGGAGUCAUGGAGAUGAGCAUGUCUGUGGUGAACCAGCUCAAUCUCGCCAUCACUGGUCUUCUGCAGCAGGCUUCUGAUGAGGCUUUCGUGAAAGUUAGUGGAAGGCUUGAGAACGACCUUCCCUUUCCCUUCCACCAGUGAGAUACCCACAGACUAAACCCUGAGUAUAUUAAACACUGCCAUCUGUUAAACACGUAUGCUCGCUUGGGAGGGAAAAAAUUGACACUUAGCCCAAUAAGUGUUUCAGCAUGUAUUUAUAGCAGUCAAGUUAACAUGUACAACUUGAUAAAAAUAUGUUGUAUUAUUAUUUUGUGUAAAUGACUACUGAUGUACCAACAUGGAAAUGCAAUACUUUGUUGUGUUCCACUUCCCUUGUAUAUCCUAUUCAAGAUGGAAAGAGUGAAGUGUAUCAAUAAAGUCUAUUAUAAACUGGG